AUCAUCUCCCUCUCUUUCUUCCGAAUCUAUUCGUAUACUGACAUACCGUAUACGUAUUUCUGGUUAUUUGGGAUUUAUAUAUUUUCCUGUUUGGUUGCUUAGAAAAUAUCUUGCUGAGGAAAUGAUGAGACUCAAACAGGUGAAUGGAGAAUCCGGAUGCAAAUCAGCUUCCUGAAGUGGAUUCAUUGCCCGAUGGGUUUGUUGACAGUUCCACAGAGCAUCUGGCUCCACAAACCCCAACUUUUGAGCAAGAGAAGCCUGUGAACAGUCACAAAGAUGAUGUUUCAGAGCCUCAGCAUUCAAAUGAAGCAUCCUUGGAAGUAAUAGUGGACGAGUCUCAGAAAAGCCAUCGUAGGGCGGAGAAAGAAAAGCUGAGAACUUUUCCUGUUCCAUUGUCUGACUCAAACAAUUUUGAAGCAAAUCUGCAAUCGGCAGAGGUGACAGAUGAAAGCUGUGUGGAGCAGACAGAGGGUACUACGGUCAUGCCGAAUGCUGCUGUUGUUUCUAAAGCUUCAGUUGGCAUAUCUGAAUGCAGCGAGGUAAAAGAACAAGCUCAAGGGAGUUGUCGGAGUUCGGAGAAAUCUAUUGAAGGAGGGUCAGACGUAAAUACAACGCAUAGAAAGGAAACAUCUUCAUCAGAAAGUAGUGACGUACUGAGAAAUGGAAAACAAGAAACCGCUGAAACCAAACGCAAGAAUACAAAGCGUUCAUUUAAAUCGGAAAAAGAGUUUCUGGAGUUUACUUUGAAGUAUCAACAAGUUAUUGCAGAAAGAGAUGCAGCUAUUGCUGUUCGUGUUAAGCUUGAGUCUCUGUGUAGGGAGUUGCAACGUCAAAACAAAGUGCUUAUGGAUGAAUGCAAACGGGUGUCAACAGAGGGGCAAAGCUUGAGAUUAGAUUUGUCAGCAAAGUUCCAAGAUGCAAUCAAGGAUGUGAGUAGUAAGCUUGAAGAACAAAAGGAUGAAUUUCUUUCUAAGCUAAAGGAAAAUGAAACGUUAAGAGUCAAGUUGAAGCAACUUGUUGAUCAGUACGCUCUUUCUGAAGAGCAACAUGCACAAAGGCUAAAGCAGAAAAACCUGGAACUUCAAAUUGCUGAUCUCAAAAUUAAGCAACACGAAGAGAAAUUAGUCCAGGAGCAGUCCCAGAUGAACUUCUAUGCAGAACAGGCAUCACAGUUGCUUGCAACUGAAAAGAAUUUGCGGUUGCAGCUGACAGCUGAUGGAGAGAAAUUCCAACAAUUCCAUGAUGCAUUAUUCCAGAGCAAUGAGGUUUUUGAAACUUUUAAGCAAGAGAUUGAAAAGAUGUCAACAUCUAUCGAGGAACUGAAGAAGGAAAAUUUAUUUUUGAAGAACAAAAGCGAGAAAUCAGACGUUAUCCUUAUAGAACUUGUUGAAGAGCGAGAGAGAUCGAAGAAACAAUUUGAGAAAAUGAAGAAACAGAAAGAAAAGGUUGAAUCAUUAUGCCGAAUGCUCCGGGCAGAAAGGAAACAAGCUUCUACUGGGAGCAAUAGCUCGGAAUCAACUUUAUGAAGUUAGUGGCUCAUAUGACCUUGUAUGAAGCUCCAACAGAAUUUUUAAACUUUUGCUUGUUAAUUUAUACCGAUUUUCUCAACUUAUGACCUAAAGCCUUGAUAUUUUCAAAGAAUCGUAUCCGUUUCAAUGUAAGUGGGCAUAUUGGGUCCACAAUUAUGGCCUGUA
Tripterygium wilfordii is the source of this 1694-nucleotide messenger RNA. Its product is annotated as beta-taxilin-like. Bases 144 to 1526 code for a protein of 460 amino acids. The transcript is spliced from 12 exons. Gene Ontology annotation, molecular function: syntaxin binding. The record is from RefSeq and is a predicted model, not a curated record. NCBI's taxonomy places the organism in Eukaryota, Viridiplantae, Streptophyta, Magnoliopsida, Celastrales, Celastraceae.